Molecule: messenger RNA, 2138 nt
Organism: Cuscuta europaea
Lineage: Eukaryota; Viridiplantae; Streptophyta; Magnoliopsida; Solanales; Convolvulaceae
Source: the annotation of a GenBank genome assembly
GAUCUUGGUUCUGACCUGGUCGAAAAUAAUAAGAACUCUUCUCCCGGAACGUGUCGAUUUCCGGGCGAUCAGAUCGAUGGAGAUGCUAUUCUUUUGAAUUCUUCACCGCAGGGGCUUUGCUCGAGCGGUUCUAGGGUUCUGGAUUUCGAUUUAUCUGAAUUGCACCCAAAUAGUUGCGAUCUUUCCGGCAAUUUGAACGCAUUAUCGCCGGAAUCCAAUGGUUCUAAUAAGGAUUCUCAGGAGUCUGCGAACGGAAAUCAAGUGCAUAUGGAUCCUAGGGUUCCUAAUUGUCCUUCUCCAGAGUCUAGGGGUUCAGGAGUUGAUUCAAUUAAACCAGGGGAAACAAAUAACAUUCACAGUUAUUCUAACUCUGUAUUGAAGAGGAAAAAGGAUGACGGAGAAUCUAAUAGUGUAAAGUUGAGAAUGAGAAAAUGUAGAAAACCCAUUGACAUUAGGAACACAGAGACCAACACUACUAAUACCACGAAUGUCAUCAGUGAAGAGGAAGAGAAGAAGAAAACAAGAUUACUUAGAAAUAGGGAAAGUGCUCAGCUUUCCAGGCAAAGGAAGAAGAACUAUGUUGAGGAGUUAGAGGGUAAGGUUAGGACAAUGCAUUCAACAAUUAAAGAGUUGAGUGCCAAGAUAUCAUAUGUAAUGGCUGAAAAUGCCAGUUUGAGGCAGCAGAUAGGCGGGUCUGGUGUUGGUACCACGAACCCACCACCACCCCCAGGAAUGUAUUCUGCCCCACCUAUGUAUCCAUGGAUGCCAUGCGCCCCACCUUACUUUGUAAAACCACAUGGCUCCAACGUUCCCUUAGUUCCAAUCCCAAAGUUGAAACCUCAGCAACCAAUUUCUUCAACUAAGAAGAAAGAGAGAAAGAUUAAGACGGCUGCAAGUGUCAGUUUUAUCGGCUUGCUCUUCUUUAUGCUUAUGUUUGGUGGAUUAGUUCCCAUGAUAACGGUUAGGCAUGGAGGGAUGAGAGAGGCAUUUAUGGGUGGAAAUUAUGCGAGGAGUGGACUCUAUGAUAACCACCAUGUCAGGGUGUUAGCUGCAAAUGGAACUAGAAACCAUUUGGAUUUUGCUAAUGCAAAACAUUUUGGUGAUGGCUUUAAUAAUGUAGGAGAGACACAUAUUGACCUUAGUAAGACUGUUUAUUCGGCCAAUAGUAGUGAAUCCCUUGAAGCCUCUCUUUAUGUCCCGAGGAAUGAUAAGCUGGUGAAAAUUGAUGGUAGUUUGAUCAUUCAUUCCAUUCUGGCAAGUGAAAAGGCCCUAAAGAGCAGCCAAGAGACUGGUUUGGCAAUUCCUGGUGAUUUUGCCCCUGCAAGGAGGAAUCCUUACAUGUAUACAGGUCCUGUUGAAGGUGAGGGGGCCCUGGUUCCAGGUGCUGUUGAUAGGGACUACAAGUGGUUUACAUCAGCAGAUGGUAGGCUUCAGCAAUGGUUCCAAGAAGGCCUUUCUGGAUCAACUUUCAGCUCCGGUAUGUGCACUGAGGUAUUUCAGUUUCAUGCCUCAUCAGCCAUAGUUCCAGUAACAUCCUCUACAAGGAAUGUAUCUAUUGAACCGGCUCAAAGCACCUCAUACAAAGGCCAACAAAAUAGAAGGGUCCUUCGUAGCCCCCUACCCAUUUCUGCUUCUUCCCAAAACAUGACUGAAGAAAAUGUAGGAAUAAGUGGACCUAAAGAAAACAUAAGCUCAAACAGGACAGUUCUUCCGAUGGUUGUUUCGGUGCUUGUUGAUCCAAGAGAUGCCGCUGAUGGCGGUGAAAACAUGAUGGGUAAAAAGACUCUUUCACGGAUUUUUGUUGUUGUGCUGAUAGACAGUGUCAAGUAUGUUACUUAUUCAUGCAUUCUUCCGGUCAAGGGUUCUGUCCGCCUCUAGUUUCUCGCAUGUCUCUUUCAACAAAGAAACUAAUCUCUAGAAAACGGGACAAACAUAUCUACAUGAUUACUGAUGUGUGGGAUUGUGGGAAUAACUGUUUUUUGGAAAUCAAAAUAUGUACAAGUUGUAGCUGUCUUUGUUUAUGUGUAACUUAAUACUUACUGUAGUGGCUCCAAAUUGUUUAUUCUUUAAAAAUUUUGAGUUGUAUUGCAUGUAGAAAAAUGUUUGGUGUACACUUUGGUGUACACAUUUCGUACACU